Messenger RNA from Strigops habroptila (Kakapo), 7276 nucleotides. RefSeq names its product granulocyte-macrophage colony-stimulating factor receptor subunit alpha-like. Bases 3111 to 4316 code for a protein of 401 amino acids. Lineage: Eukaryota; Metazoa; Chordata; Aves; Psittaciformes; Psittacidae. Gene Ontology annotation, cellular component: membrane; external side of plasma membrane. Gene Ontology annotation, biological process: cytokine-mediated signaling pathway; immunoglobulin mediated immune response. The transcript is spliced from 12 exons. Gene Ontology annotation, molecular function: protein binding; cytokine receptor activity. The record is from RefSeq and is a predicted model, not a curated record.
UCUGUGAUCCCAAAUCAAACAAGAUACAGGAGGAGAGGUUUUAUAAGAGGAGGCCAGAGAAAAGCCAGGGGAUCUGGCUAUUCAGCUGGAGCGAUGGAGAGAACAUAGGCACAACCCAACACUGAUCCUGUCUUGUGUAAUUUACUUUGAAAGUCAACUGUGAAACACAAAUCCUGUGGGAAGCAAACCACCCUAGUGCUGUGGUCAAAGGAAAUGGUCAUUUCUUAUGAGGAAAGUGAACACUUACAGGCCUUGCUAUUCCCACUGCAAGCUCAAUGACAUGUCCAGAGCCUGGAGACAAUGGUGCCAGCAAGUAUUCCUCUAAGCAGGCAGAUGACUCCUUCCUCGGCGCUCCAAACAAGCAUUUCCAUGAGAAAGUGCGGAGAGUGCUUACACUACGGGGCUGCUGUCAUGUGUAGGAAGCAUGAGGGAGAUUUUGAAAGCAGAGGAGUCAUGAGGAAGAUGACAAGAAUGAAGCAAAGGCUAUAAAGGGAAGGUGGGCAGUUGCCAGAGAAUAGGAAAACAAAUGCCUGAGAAGGAAUGUGGGAUGAGGAAAGGAAGGAGAGAAGGUUUAGAGUAACUAAUAGAUGGUACAAAAUGGCAAAAAAUAUGCUUAUAUGAAAAGGGGCAGACUAGGACAACAAGUCUUGAGGUUCAUAUCUGCAUUACCGGGGAGAUCACUGAGAGCAUGAGAAAGUGGAAAUAAUGAGACCAGUAUCUCACAUAGCAUUUCAUGACCAGCCCUCCAUACUCUUUGCACUUAAGAUUCUCCUGUAUCACUUUCCAGCAGCUGUGGCCACAUCCUUACUGUAGCAUGGUGAUAGAUGCUGCAAGAGAUAAGCAGAUAAGUAUCAGGUGACAGUGAAGAGUCUGUGUAUGCUGCAAUCCCAGUAUGGUGUCCUGUCUUGGUUUGAUUCCUGAAGACCAUGACAGACAGGUCUCAUCAAGCUAAUUUCCAUGAAAUGUGAGGUACCUCCUACAAAUAUUCAAGACUCCAACUUGCUUGGAAGGUCUGGCUGGGUUUUUUCUUUUACCGUAAGUGGAGUCAGUCUGAAAUUAACACUCUGAAAUGACCACGAAAAUUAAUAUAGAAGAAUAGGCAAGCAAUGGAGCAAGGAUACACUGUGCUCCAGUUUCUACCGAAGCCUCUACUUCUGUGGUCUGAUAUACCAGGCCUUCAAACACACACGGCCCAGUAAACCCAGCCACCCCUUUCCUCUUCCUGGUCAAAGGCAGAGACCCUCUAUUCCUGGUUAGAGUAUUCACUGUCUGACCCUCGCAGUGCCAGACCAGAAGUCCCUUCAUCGGAAUCAGGGUGAUUUCAGUCCUUCUGCAUCAGAGGGAUCACUGAUUGCCUUCUUCCAUCUCAACAGCAACUAAGCUGUUGUGGGGCUUCUUUGGGGAUCCCUUCUUGCCACCUGCCUUCUGCUUCGGUUCGCAUACACUAGCUUCUGGUUUAAAAGUGGGCUCGACGUCCCACUUCCUCAUGUCCUCCCCCAGCGCACACAGGAAGAACCAGAAAGUGACAUGUGGCAUGCACCUGAGGCUCACUUUCCUGCUGACCAGGGCUAGAGGGACUGUCUCCAUGAAGUGGUCCAUGGGAAUGAGGAGGGUGAGAGGUUUUCCUCAAAAUUUCAAAGCCAUGAAGAUGCUCCCUCCGCAGUUGAUGUAUCCGAACCUGGAUACAUCAUUAAACAAGUUUAAUAAUGUCCACUGUAAUAUUAAAAAAUUUCUGGACCCAAAACCAAUAAUAACAGAGAAAGUGUGGAAAAAAGUUCCUUAUUUAAUAGUGGGAUACAGUAAACUACACCUAACAAUUGGCAUUCUUAAAUAUAUUCAGUUUUCCAUGAAAAGAGGUGAAAAGUGGGUGAUGACAUAUAAAAAUGAAAAAUUCCUUCAUUAUGAUAAAUGCAGCUAUUUGGGAUAUUCAAGAAUAUGGAAAAGCAGCUGAAUCCAGGAUUAUCCAGUGCUAAAAUGCCAAAUGGCCUUUGGAAAGGCUGACAAAAAUUCUAGCUUCUAAGGUACUUUUCUGAAUGGAAAGCUGUUCUUAGCUGAUCUGAGGUCAGAAAAGAAGAAAAGGUGACAGAAAAUAACACUGAAAUUAAUAAUAACAUAUACAAAAUCAACAGUAUGCCUAUAAUCAGCUUUGAUCUUUGUCUCCAGGAAAAAAGAAAAAAAAAAAAAGUGAUUCAGGGCAUUGUUGUAAACAUUAUUUUAAGAGUUAGUAAGGUGUAACUACAUGAAAUCUUGAAAUCAGCCUCAAAAGACUUUGAAUCAAAACUGUAGAUUUGCCAUAGUCAAAAAUGCUAAGCAGGUCAGCAUUUAAUUCCUGCCUGAACCUGGCAAAGAUUGAGACCUUUCUCUUCCUGCUUUGCUUAGACAGUUCAGAACUCACAGAUGUUUUCCAUGCACUCCACACACACAGAUGUUGGCAGGAGCAGGUACAGGCUCUGAACAUGCCUGGUGGUGAUACUGGCUUUAAUGGAGCACUGACAAAGUAGUCAUCCACACCCUGAUACAACCAAAAGCUGAACCACCCACUUCACAAAAGGUGCCUUCAACAAAUGGUUGAAAGCCAGUCUAAAUGGUCACUUUGCAGCAGAAACUGGAGCACUGACUAGGAAAAUCUGCAAUGAUGUUCUCAGGGUCAGAAAGCAUGAAAACCUGCCUUUCUGAUGGUAUGGUUAGGAUAUAUAUGUGGGAAAACUGUAAUCCUAAAUCAUGGUCACUGCAUCAAAUACAGUGAGUGUAUGUAUCAUAAUGAGAGCCUGUGGUUUCUAUCUCAAGCUGUUGUGUUGUAAUAGAUAAUAGUGAGCCUAUUCAGUUCGUUCAAAGAAGAGGUGCCUGACAGACAUUCUGAGGCACCCUCUGCUUGACUUUCCCAUUAAAAAAAAAAAAAAAUCUUUGCAGAAGCCAAAGUACACUUUGGCAUAAUUUUUCGGUUUUAUUUUUUGUUUUGGGGUUUUUUUGCUUUAUAUUGGUUUGGUUUGGUUUUUUAGGGUUUUCUUUGUUUGGUUUUGUUUGUUUGUUUGUUGUUUGUUGUUCUAUUUUUCCUUUUUUUUCCCCUGUUUUUCCUGAAGGAUUCAUUGUCUCUUUCCAGAGAGGAAAAUAUGUUUGAUACUCUUGGACUCAUUUGCAUGAUGUGGUGGUGUAUGAUGCUAUUUUAUCCCUUGCAUGCUGACAUCCAGUAUAUAGAGUCAGAGGCACAAGAAUCACCUAUUACAAAUGUGAAAAUGAAUUGGAGAAAAAUGGAACUGACCUGGGAGAGCAGUAAAAAUUUCUCUAAGUACAAAUGUACCAUCAUGGACAGAGACAUGGAAAGUACACAGACAGAGGUGGAUAGUCCACUAUGCAGGUUUCCAGUGGAACUAUACCUGCCUCUGCACAAAGGGGUAUUCCUUACUAUUGAAGUGCCAAACACAAACAUCUCAAAAACCUGCACCUUUAUCCCUGGAGGCAUGAACGGAUCAGCCAUUGAAAACUUCUCCUGUGUGAUCUAUAACAUUUCCCUCAUGAACUGCACUUGGCAGGCAGGCAAGGAUGCACCAGGAGAUACCCAGUAUUUUCUCUAUUGGCAGAACUCCAUAUAUGAAGAUGCGAUGGAAUGUGAGCUUUACAUUAAGGAUGAAAAUGGCAGAAAUAUGGGAUGUAGAUUCCAAAAUGUGAGGAUAGAGACUGAAAAAGCUUACUUCUUGGUGAAUGGUUCUAGCAAAGACUCUCUGAUCCAGUUCUAUGAUGAGUACAUUGAACUGUAUAAAAUUGAAAUACUCACUCCUCCAUUAAAUGUCACUGUCAAUUGUACUAGAGAUUCAGCAGGUUGCAUAAUUACAUGGCAAGCACCCCUUACAAGUCAUGUGGAAAACAUAAAGUGUUUUCAGUAUGAAAUUAGCAUACAAAAUAAGGAUGAACCCAAAGAAGAGAAAAAGGAUCCUCCUGUAAGAGUAAGGAACAACAGAUAUGAAUUCCAAAAUUACAAUGAGGAAAAAAAGUACAUUCUGAGAAUCAGAGCACGUGGAAAAAAUUGUCUUGUAAGCUCAAACUGGGGGGAAUGGAGUGAACCCCUUGAGUUUGGUCAAGGGAAAGAUUACUUUCCUUUUGUGAUUUUAUUUCUGAUAGCACUUGGAACAAUCUCAGUGACACUGCUCCCAUAUUGUCUUUUCAAAAGGUAUUGCAAUUUCAAGAGCAUAUUUUCUUCCAUACCACAACCAAGAGACAAAUUUAAUGCAUCAACUGAUGAAGAUAUCCAGACAGAAUAUGUAAAUUUACCAAAAAAAUGUUGUAUCGAGGAAGUAACUGUGGUUGAAGAGAUGACCUAACUUUCAAAAAAGAACACACCUGGUUUCCCCAGCUGGAUUCCCCAACAUGAAAGAAAAUCAUGGAUGCUCCUGACAAAAAGGAAUACUUCAAACCAGACUAAAAAAUGAAUAUGAUCACCUGUCCCAUGGAAAUCCACCUAAAAUGGAGCAGAGUAAAAAAUGGAGAUCAUAAAUAAAAAUCAUUUCACUCGUCAAAAAUACAAUGCCUGGCAGCUUUUCUGCUAACACCUACUGUGAAUACUUGCUUUAACCUAGCCAAGAUUGUCCUCACCACACGAGACAAGGCCUCUCUCCCACAACACAGAAAAAACUUGUUAUUUCUGCCUUCACUGCCAUACUUCUUUCCUCUGAACAGAACAAUUUCCUACAAGAUGAUAGAACUGACUGCUUAGGAAUGCCACAUAACUAAUUUUACCAGCUUGUAAUUUUUACUUACCCAGAGUAUUUUCAGAAACUUAACUAUUCAAAAUGUGUUUCAAGUUGUCCUUCAACCUUCCAACCAGCAACAUCAAAGUGUUAGACAGCAUUCAAUUAGUUUUAUGCAAAACAAAAAUGGGAAUUAAAAUUACACUUGUCAAAAGUAACUAUUUAUACUGGGCUGCCAGUCAGCCAUUUCAUGUGCUCAGUAUUUCCUUUGCAACAUUAAUAUGGACUCAACUCCAGUAUGUAAGUCCUCAAAAAAAAAUCCAGUGUAACAGUUGAGAACUGGAAUAAAAUCUGUAAUGUUUUAAUAACUAUUUUAAAUAUAGAGAUUUUCUCACACCAGUGCAUUUUAUUCCUUUCAAAGGGUGCAAGCCCCAUUUCCUAUACCUUAAAACAAAAAAGAGGCUUUAGAAGCCACUAUUUUCUUCUAGAUAGUUUCCUGUUAAAGAUACCAUUCAAAAUAAAUACAUUUCAGUGUUUCAAUAAGGCAGAAAACAAACACUUUUUUUUUUUUUAGAAGUCUCAUUUAUUGUUUGCCUCAUGUUCCCACGCUGCAUAAUCACACGUUGAAAAUUGCUGCUGCAUGACUAAUGCAAGCCAUAUACCCCCCUCCCCAAGAAAAAAAAAAAGGAACACCAAGUACUACAUGCUGAACACACAGCAUAGGUAAAUUGCAGUUCUGCUUAAAAAAAAAAAAAAAAAACCAAAACCAAAAAAAAACCCCAAACUAAAACCAAAACAUCUCCACUUGCAUUGUUUUGUUUUCCUGUUUCUUCUGGUUAAAAACUAGUUCUGGAAGGGAAGGAGGAAGUGGGGUGAAAAAUGUCCUCCCCUUUUCAGAGGCUGCUCAAGUAAUUGUCAGGUUUGGUUCUCCCUCACAAAACUUGGGCCACCACAUGCUUGUAGUGAGGAUGUGUGAUGCAUCCUGUCAUUAUCUCCACCUUUCAAGCCACUGAUACAGAAAAUAAACCUAAGCAAUGUAUUUAGCUACAAAAACUCUUCCCUUGCCCCAAAAAUCAAUAGAAUUACAACUGAAUCAGCAAGUUGAUUGGCAAGGUCAACAUCAAGUGACCCGCCCACACCAAAAGGGAGCUACCAUUACCAAACAGGAUAAACCCCACUUGCAGUAGGUACAUAAGGUUUGCUAUUAGCCUGUGCACAAAGUAGCUGUGUAAUGUACUUACACUCACAGAUGUUAAAGCAGUGCUUGCAAAACAGCGAAAGGAGAAAGGUAAAUUAUGUUUGUGAGGAAGGUAAUAAUCAGGCAAAGCCAGGUAGUUAAUUUAAAUACUUCAUCUUGAAUAGCAACCUCGGAAGGCACACAGAGAACUCAAGACAGCUCAGUCAGCCUUCAAUGACUCAUACAGUAACACAGUUUUUCUUAAGAUAUAAGGAGUUCUUAAAAACCUGAUUGGAAGAUUAACACCUUGUUUUCCUUUACUCGUCCCCCUACCACAUAUCUGCAGAUUACGAAAUACAAAAGAGAGAUUAUAUACAUAUGAAGAACGGCACAUAGGUAUUACAUUAUCUCAAAUAGCAGUAUUGAUAAUAAAUCAGUCCAAUUUUGGUCUUCUGACAAUCUCCAGAGUUAGAUACCAAUCAGUAUUGAAGGCUGACCUACCUUGAUCUAUUAUUACAGUUACACAGAAGCAAACAUAUUCCCCUGCAUACACCCCAUCACCUCUUGGAAUGAGCCUCAUUUCAGAUAAAAUUCACCUUCCAGAGAGGUACUGACCACUGCUACAGAUCAGGCCAAACAGUAUCCUGAAUGGCACAAUCAGCAUCUCCAAAUAGCAGCAACAAUACAAUACACAGGUUACUCAGGAGUGGAAGGCAUUUACUAGGUUCCUGGGUUUUUGCAUGAAUAGCACGUUGCUUUCUAUAUUGAUUAAAAAAAAAAAAAAAAGAAAAAAAGUUUCAGUUUAAGCUGUUUUACCAAGGGCAAGAGUACUAAUUGUUGACUGUCGUUGAGACUUUGGGUUCUCCCAGCACUACAAUGGAAACCCCAUUUUAAAUCAUAAGAGCUGCAAAUAAAUUUUUUAAGAAUCAUGCAAAAAGCCACUUGCAGCAGCCCAUCAUACACUAUCAGGCACAAAGAAUGGGAUUGGUUUCUACUAGUAUAACCCAUGCUUUCCCUCCCCCAAAGUUCUCACAUUCAAUUAUUUUUUUUAAAUAUUCUGUUACAGAGUGCAGUGUAAGUGUGUCAGAGGAACCAUUAUCUGAAACAAGUUUUCAAAGAAAAGAGGCUUUCCCAAAGCUUUUAUGUAAUAAUUUCAACACAGACAGAGUAAGUAUGUUUAUUGUUUUACAGCAAAAUGCCCCAAUUUAAGAACAAAAUUGCUAGAUGUUCAGCUGUGCAAAAUGGUACAUAGUGCUUCAGUACAAGUGGAAAAGAACAUGAUUUGUUAGCAAGAACUUUCAAAUACAAUUUUAUGGUCCUAGAAGAUGGGACUUGAAACUGCGGACUGGUCCACAGGCAAACAAUUUCUUCUGCCUAAAUUGGACCCAGAACCAAUGCCACUCAUUGCUGAAAAAAA